AUGCAAAGAUGGUUCCUGGCUUUUGUGGAGGAGGCACUGGACGUGGAGAACAAGUGGAAGCACAGCAGCGACACACCGACGCUUCUCUCACAGUUCGAAAAGAUCAGCGACUGGUUGGAGCAGGUACAUCAUCAGAUCGUGGAGGAGGAGUGGACCAAGGAGAUGAUCAAGCGCUUGAAGCACAGGAUCGGUCACAACUUAAGACGAUUAAAAGAGUGGGGUCCUGUGCCUCCGAGAACUCAGUCUCGUCGGUCUCAUCAGUGA
This is a messenger RNA of Miscanthus lutarioriparius, 264 nucleotides long. Lineage: Eukaryota; Viridiplantae; Streptophyta; Magnoliopsida; Poales; Poaceae. The record is from the annotation of a GenBank genome assembly.